AUGGCGCGGCGCUACUGCCGUGCCACGUCUCGGUUUAUCGGAGAAAUACAAGUAUAUCCCUCAAAGGUAGCAACAUCUGCGGUUUUGUUAUGUUUUUGUCUCAUUUUCCCUCCUGCCGCGGAGGCUGGACUGUACACCGCUACUGACCAAGUCAUCGUGUUAAGUACGGAAAAUGUGGAGUGGGUUUUGGUGAACUCCUCAGCAGCUAUACUGGCAGAGUUUUAUGCUUCAUGGUGCGGACACUGCAUCGCCUUUUCUCCGGUGUACAAAAGUCUGGCGAGAGACAUCAGAGAGUGGAAGCCAGCUGUGGACCUGGCAGCAAUCGACUGUGCCGCAGAGGAGAACAGGAAGGUCUGCACCAGCUUCAAAAUCAGGGCUUAUCCCACGAUAAAGUUCUUCCAUGCUUAUUCUGAGGCUGAUUCUGCAGGACAGUCUUUUAAAGUUGGCACUCAUGAUGUUCGGGUGCUCCGUCACAGGAUCAUAGACAAACUGGAAAGUCAUAAGGAGCCCUGGCCCCCUGCCUGCCCUCCACUGGAGCCCGCUAGCCAAGCAGAGAUCGACAGCUUUUUUGAGACCAACAAUGUUCAGCACCUUGCUCUGAUCUUCGAGGACGCUAAAUCCUACAUCGGCCGAGAGGUAACCUUGGACCUGUUACAGUUUGAAAACAUCGCAGUACGGAGAGUCCUGAGCACUGAGGAAGGUCUGGUAACCAAACUGGGAGUGACUGAGUUUCCCUCCUGCUACCUUUACUCUCCUGGAGGUAACUUCACCAGACUUAAAGUCAACAUCGAGGCUCGUGCUUUCUACUCUUAUGCCCUCCAGAGGCUGCCGGGGGUGGUGCGGUCAGGGAAGCCUCCACCGGUCACCAUAGAUGUCAUCUCCAACAGCACAAAGGAGCCCUGGAGACCUUUCAACAGUUCCAGGGUGUACAUGGCAGACCUCGAGUCAACGCUGUACUACUCUCUGCGUGUGGAGGUGGCUGCUCAUACUCUCAUGGAUAAAGAGGCCUUGACCUGUCUCAGGAAUUAUAUCUCUGUCCUGGCAAAGUACUUUCCAGGCCGUCCAGUGGUGAUGAACCUCUUGAGGUCUGUCCACGCUCAGCUACAGAACUACACUGGCGAAAAGAUAACCUAUGAGGCAUUCAGACAGAUGCUGGAUAACACAACUCAGUCUCUAGAUGCUGCCCUGCCUGAUGGAGUGAGGUGGGUGGGCUGUCAGGGUUCACAACCCCACCUGAGACGUUAUCCUUGUGGGAUGUGGACUCUCUUCCAUGUCCUCACUGUCCAGGCUAAGAACGCUGGGACAGGCAGAGAUUCCCAGGAGGUGCUGAAUGCGAUGAGAAACUACGUCCACAACUUCUUUGGCUGCAGGGCGUGUGCUGAGCACUUUGAGUCCAUGGCGAGGGAGAGUCUGGUGGAGGUGAACACAUGGUCGUCAGCGGUCCUGUGGCUUUGGUCCAGACACAAUCAAGUCAACAGCAGACUGGCAGGUGCUUUGAGUGAAGACCCCAACUUCCCAAAGAUCCAGUGGCCUUCACCAGAAAUGUGUCCAGCCUGCCAUAUGGUGAAGGACAAUGGGGAUCACAAGUGGAGCCAGGAGAACAUUCUCCCUUUCCUCAUGUCCUACUUCUCAUCCAGCAGCAUCCUCACAGACUACCUUGAAGAUGAAAGUGAGAUCCUGGAAAAACAAAGGGAAAAACUUGUGAGACAGCAGCAAGCUUUAGAAGAUCAGAAACAUUCACAGAGGAAAGCCAGGGAGGCCUUGGACUCCAUGACACACCCUCUGCCAUCGCAACCCACUGUGCAAGAAGAGGAGGAAGAGGAGGAGGAAGAGGGGCCGCAGGAUGAAGCAGAUGAAGAGGAGGAAGGCAGGGAAGGAGCGGCAGCAGCAGCUGAGAUCGCAGGUAAGACAUCUGAGACGACACCGUGGGCCAAACCCCAAAUGGAAGUGGGUCGAGGCCGGCGGCAGCCCCACAGGAAGCCGAGCAUCGUGGGGAUGAGGAUGCGAGAGCUGCAGGAGGACAUCGUGGAUCUCGACUCAUUCGUCAACCAGCACUACAAGGCCAAGGCGCUGCGGGUGGCUGCCUCCAGCAGGGUCAAACAGCGCACCCUGCAGAGGAAGGAGGAGCAGGAGCCCGGGCCUGUGUUCGGGCUCGGCAUGGAACUGGACGCGGGGCUCGGGAUGGUGGGCCUGCAGCCUAUGGAGGCAGACUUUGACAUGGAUGUGGAGCGGCAAAGGAAGCAGCUGCAGAAGCGGGAACUGUCUGGUCAGUACUUUAUUGAGGAGGCCGAAUUGAGCCGCAGAGGACGCUGGAUGUCUGUGCUGAGCAUCGGAUUCUCCAAAGUGGACAUCAGCCUGUGUGUCAUCCUUUACUUCCUUUCCUCCAUGUGUCUCCUGGCCAUGUACCUUUUCUUUAAAAACCGCCUCAGGCUACGGCGGGCUAAAGUUUCCCUACCCUGAACCAAAGUGUAUCCAAAUUUGUAGAGAGGCAGCAAUAAUUAACAUUCAUUAGGUUCAUGUAGGCUAAGGUUGGGUUAGUGUAAGGGGAUGUGUCGAGAUUAGGGCAAUCUUAGGUGGUUCACUUAUCUGUUACCUACGGCCAAAGUAGGCAACAGCGUGUUUUACCCUGAAUGUUGUGGUGUCUAACUGGAGAGGAAGAGAAGGGAGAAUUAGCAGAUUACCUUCCAAAUAUUUGAAAAUUGUGUAAAUUAUCUAACCUUACACUUAAUCUGGCCUCCAGAGCUUUUCAGGCAGCGCCUUAACUGUGGAAAAUCUGUACGUAUAGAUGUAUGUUUCCAUCAGUGGGUUCCUUUGUGUGGGUUUGAGGUUUGCGCCUGAGUUAAGGAUAAUUCAUUUCUGAUUUUUGUUUGACCAGUUAUGAAGGCUGAAAUUGAACCCAGUAUGAGAUUUUUUUUUAAAUUUAGAUUAAGUAAAUGCAACUAACUUUUUUGUUGGGAUUUUUGUUGCUUUACGCAAGUUAUGGUCAUUUGUAGCAGUCUGAUUUUUUUUUUUUUUUUAAUCUCACAGUAGGCAAAGACCUACGCUGCUUCACUGUGUACUAUGCCAAAAAAAAAAUACAUUUUUUAUAUAUUUACAUAUAAAAAAUAUUUGAAUCAUUUGAAUUAAAUACUCAGAUAGGUUAUUCUUUGAUUUUAAAAAAUGUUCUGUUGUAUCUUAAAUUACAGAUGGACUGUUUUUCCCUCCAAUCAAUGAGAUUUUUGUGUUUUAAUUAUUAAGUGAGAUGUUUCUGCAUUUCAUUAAAUAGUCAGAUUGUAAAAACAGCCCCGGGUCUUAAUGCUUUGUGGGGUUUUACCAUUUGUUGUAGGCUCAACUGUUGCAUCAUAUUAUUACAUACUGUGACAGGACCAGCAGGUCCAUACUAACUUUCACCAGAGAAGAGCGGAUCAGCCUUCUGUUGUUCAGCUCCUUUUGAGGUGGCUUACUGUACAUCACACUGAGGGUUAUGUCACCUCUUUGAUUAUUACAUCACACUGCUGAGUCCACAUAACAAUUACUCUGGUUGUUUAUGAAGUGUUGUGGAGCAACGCAUAUGUUCACACUGGACAAGGUUUAAGAAUAAGCAGGAUUUGUUUUUGGCUUGUGUCCAUGACGGAGAGCUUUGGCUGGUCAUCUCAAAAACACUGUGUUUUUCUGUUUGCUUCUUUGCUUCUGUCUGAAUCAAUAAAAUUAUUUUUGAUAAGGA
Molecule: messenger RNA, 3703 nt
Organism: Epinephelus lanceolatus (giant grouper)
Lineage: Eukaryota; Metazoa; Chordata; Actinopteri; Perciformes; Serranidae
Gene: qsox1
Product: quiescin Q6 sulfhydryl oxidase 1
Biological process (GO): protein folding
Cellular component (GO): Golgi membrane
Molecular function (GO): flavin-dependent sulfhydryl oxidase activity; protein disulfide isomerase activity
Source: RefSeq, a predicted model, not a curated record